This is a messenger RNA of Penaeus chinensis, 1180 nucleotides long. RefSeq names its product proton-coupled folate transporter-like. The transcript is spliced from 2 exons. The record is from RefSeq and is a predicted model, not a curated record. The coding region runs from base 168 to 986 and encodes 272 amino acids. Gene Ontology annotation, molecular function: transmembrane transporter activity. NCBI's taxonomy places the organism in Eukaryota, Metazoa, Arthropoda, Malacostraca, Decapoda, Penaeidae. Gene Ontology annotation, cellular component: membrane. Gene Ontology annotation, biological process: transmembrane transport.
CCGACGCAGUGACGGCGUCGCCUUAACAGCGGUCUGAGAGCAGGAUGUCCCGCCUUUUUCUCUAAGCCUUAGCACUUUUUGGUACAUUCGUUUGUGUAAAUAACAACACAUGUUGUUAUAUGUAACACAGUAGUUUGUCUUUGCUAUUUCUUAAACUUUUUAUCGACAUGGCGGGGAAAUGCAACGAAAAAACUCCUCUCUUUGACAAAAAGAACACCGCAGAACCGUUGGCUUCACGCUGCGGCAACUGCUUCCUCAGAACAAAAAGCUUCCUCUCGCACGUAACCGUCGAGCCAGCUCUGGCCUUGUACGCCCUUGGCUUUGGCCUUGAAUCGGUUUUCAUGACCAACCUGUGGGUGGACAAGACCUGCCUCAUCCACUAUGGCUUCGGCGAAGACGUGUGCGCCAAGCUGGACUCCGGAAUGUACACGCAACAGCAGGACACGGUGCAGCGCCUGGUGAAUCAGUACAACGUGUACAGGCACAUCGUGGAAUACCUGCCGGCCCUCGUGGUGGUGCUGCUCCUUGGGGCGUGGAGUGACCGACGCGGCCGCCGACUGCCCAUUCUCGUGCCUGCGUUGGGGCAGCUCCUGCUGGGCCUCGGACUGGUGGCCAACUCCUACUGGUGGUCCCUCCCUCCCUCCUUCAUCCUGCUAGCCUACCUCCCCGCGGGCUUGACCGGCGGCGCUAUGGGGCUGUUCAUGGGUGUCUACGCCUACGUGAGCGCGACGUCCACUCGGAAAGCACGCACAUCGCGCAUGUCCGUCGUGGGCGUCAUCUUAUUCCUCGUGUCCCCGGCAGGCAAAUACCUGGGGACCGUCAUCUACGGCUGCGGCGGAUACGUUGCUGUUUUCGGAGCCAUGACGAUGCUGACUUCCUCUGUGUCCUCUACGUCCUGGUGCGCCUCGAGGAACACCCUGAAGGCGCCAGGGCCGAGACUUCGAGCAAGGCAGGCGUGUGUGAGGCCCUGUCCCCCGCCCACUUGAAAGGCACGUUGCUGGCGGUGUGGCGACCUCGCGAGGGACGCGCUCGGACCCAUAUCCUUGUGCAUAUUUCUAUCUGCUGCGUACUGGUGUUCAAUUUCGGUUUGACGAACUAUGAUUUCCUGUACACGCGCAAGAGAUUCUCCUGGGAUUAUAAUGACUUUACUUUGUGGUCUAUUGUGAGCACGCCACUCUCC